Molecule: messenger RNA, 2782 nt
Organism: Pungitius pungitius (ninespine stickleback)
Lineage: Eukaryota; Metazoa; Chordata; Actinopteri; Perciformes; Gasterosteidae
Product: protein sprouty homolog 3
Exons: 2
Coding region: 796-1710 (304 amino acids)
Biological process (GO): negative regulation of fibroblast growth factor receptor signaling pathway; multicellular organism development; negative regulation of Ras protein signal transduction
Cellular component (GO): cytosol; membrane
Source: RefSeq, a predicted model, not a curated record
GGGAGAGGAGAGGAAACUACAGACGGACGGGAACACAAACAGGAACCACAAGGAAGGUUUUUAUUCUCAAAGCUCAGGGUUUAAUCUCCGGAGCUUCUUGUCCGAACCAGCUGUGCAGAUUUCUUUUUCACGGCCCGAAGCGUUAUAUUUUUUUCUUCUGCCUCUCUGCGUGGAGAUACUUCCUCCUGUGCUCCUGGACCCUCUGAAAGCAGCAAACUGAAAAAAUUAAACUGUUAAGACGCUGCUCCCUCGCAUGCACUCGCAAGGGGGAGAGAGGGAGAGAGGAGCUCGCAGGGAGGGACCGGCUGCUUUCCUCGGGGGGGAGACCAGAGCGCUGCGGGUCGGAGCUCCGGGAAGAAGAAGAAGAGGAAGAGGAGUGGGAAGAGGAGGAGGAGGAGGAGGAGGAGGGAGCGCCACGCUGAGGGGGAGCAUCCUCCCAGCCUUACAAACACACACACACACACACGCACACACACACACACACACACACACACCCUUAGACAACAAAGCUCCUGUGAUCUCAUGAAAUACUGUCGCUGGAUACCAGAGAGCGGUUAACCAUACCGUAAAAUAACAUUUACAAUCCAUCACUGGGUUCAAUAGACAAAGUAUAAGUUAACACACACACACACACACACACACACACACACAGACGGACACCCGGGACGCCGCAGAAUGGAUCUCCCACCAAUCAGAGGUUUAUCUGAUGUGCCGUGAGCGUUGGGAGCACCUUGCCCCAACCCCUGCCCCCCCACCCCCCACCCCCCCUGGUGCUACCCAGCCUGGCUCAUCAGGAUGGACCCCGCUCAUUCCUUCAGGAUGGAGCUGGACGGGCUGGACCCCCAGCAGGUACUGUCGCUCGACCAGAUACGUGCCACCCGGGCCAACAAUGACUACGUGGAGAGGCCCGUGGCGCUGGAACCGGCGUCUCUGUCCGGGUUUUUUUAUGCCCACGAAGACCGCUACCCUCAUGGAGUACACGCCCACUACCCACAGCCGUCCUUCCACUCGGCCCUGCCCCGCAGCCACAGUCAGCAGCAGCACGCUCACCUGUCCCACCUGAGCCGCUCCAGCACCAUGAGCUCCUCCAUGUCCCGGACCAGCGCCACCUCGGACCAGCGGCUGCUGGCGGGUUUGACGCCCUCGCGUUCCGACCUGGGUUCGGCGGUCCGCUCUCAGCCCAAAGGAGAGCUCAAGCCCGACGCCCCCCUCGGCAAGGGCCUGGCGGAGGACGAGGCCGAGCCGGGCCGCCACCUGUUCAUCUGCGAGCGGUGCGGGCGCUGCAAGUGCCGGGAGUGCUGCGCCCCCCGCCGCCUGCCUUCCUGCUGGGCCUGCGGGCAGCGCUGCCUGUGCUCCGCCGAGAGCGCCGUGGAGUACGGAACCUGCCUGUGCUGCGUCAAAGGCCUGUUCUACCACUGCUCCGCCCAGGACGACGAGGACAACUGCGCCGACCGGCCGUGCUCCUGCGGCCCGGCCCACGCCUUCGCCCGCUGGGGCACCAUGGGCCUGCUGGCGCUCUGCCUGCCCUGCCUCUGCUGCUACCCCCCCGCCAGGCUGUGCCUCGCUCUGUGCCAGUGCGCCCACGACCGCUCCACGCGCCCCGGCUGCAGGUGCAGCAACACCAACACCGUUUGCCGCAAGAUCUCCGCCUCCAACCCUAACCCCGGGCGACCGCCGCUCCACAGCAAGGCCCCGGAGAAGCCCUUAUGACAGGCCUGGAAACGCCAAAGCAACGUAGUCGCCAAAGCAACGCAGUCGCCAAAGCAACGGGGUCGCCAGUCGACCCGUGCCACAGCUGACAUUUGGACGACAAUGCCAACUGGUCCCACCCACCUACAUACGACAAGCCAACCAACCAACCAACCAACCAACUGUGUUGUUCACCUUGAACUUACUUCAUCUCCAGCUCAGGAGGGACCAAAGCUUCACUGUGCCUGUUCACGUGGGAGACUUCAAGCCUAAGAACUCAAGCUGAAGAAGAAGAGCCUGUUGUGAUUCGCCCGAACUGCCCUUUGACCUUAAACCGAGACUUAACCGGAGAGAAAACACCUCUCUCUGCAUUCUGCGGCGUGUAGUCUGGACGCGUCGAAUCCAUUUAUUUAUUGAUGAACCUCCUCCCUCCCCACCUUCGGCAGGGAAGCGCACGGGCGGGGGGCGAUGGGGACGGAGAGUCGCCCCGUGGCCAUGUGAUGUGGCCCGUGCCAACACAUGAUCUGUCCUCUAGAAGACAGAAUCAGAAGAUGCAUGAGAGAUCGAGGGCCGCGACCCGUGACGUUCUGAAAACUCCUCGAAAGGUUAUCCAUUAAUGAACGAAUUAAACAUUUUAAAAAAAAGCCUUGUGCCGCAGUGCAUAUUUGACUGUGAGUCUUUUAACAAAAGCACCGAGGCAUUAAAGUGAGAACAAAGACACAUCUGUAACUGUUUGACACCAAACCAAGGGACCAUGCACUGUAUGAACUGAGUGAAUUUCAAUGCUAUUAAGCUAAUUUGUAAAGCAAAAGCACUGUGAGGUGGAUGGACGAUGUUUACCCCAGAAGCCCAGAGCUGAAGGGAGGAUUAUUUAACCGGAGGGAGGGUGCAUCCAUUGUCACCAGGCAGCGUGUGUGUUUGUGUGUAUGUGUGUGUGUGUGUCCUCCACUGUACAACAACCUGUGCAUGUAGAAGCUUUGCGUAUGUGUUUUUUUCCUUUUCUCGACAGAAGAAGCCUCCCUUGUCUUAUUUUUAGCAGCGCUGCUUCAGUGGAGCUUUGAGGGUCUGGUUUCCUCCCGAAGUCAGUCUGUCG